UCUUCCCAACAACAACUAGUUUUUUCGCUGCUGCUGCUUUGCUAAAAUAAAUUCGCAAUUUUCGCUUCCUUCUUCUUUAAUUAAAAGAUUAAUUAACUACUAUUAAAUAAUUUCAUAUCGAAAAUCCUAUUUAAAGUUAGUAAAAAAUGUAUAACGAUCCGGAAUCCGGCGGCAGUGAUUCUGGGAUAUCUGCGAAACCGAAUGGGCGCACCAUUACCCCCCAAAUCGUGCCCCCUGCGCCCCUCAUCGUAUCCUGGAAUCGGACCAAUUCUUCCUCCGAACCCGACCCGGCCCCCCCGGCGCAACCCGGGUUUAAAUGUCGGUGUAAAAGGUGCCUGAAAAAUGUCGUUCUUCCCCCCGCCACGCCGCCCGAUGGGGAAGGCGACCUCCUCAAAUUGCUCACCAUUUGCGAAAAGUUGUACCUAAAUUGUGCCAGUGAGGGGGCAUACUUGCAAAUUUAUAGUGGGGAUGAGUCCUCCCCGAGUAACGUGGUUGUGACGGUGCAACGCAUCUCAGGAAUGGGGGGAGAUUCCUCGCUGAUUUUUAUCGACCCGUGUGACCGCAUUAUUUUGAAGUCGGGACGGGAUGGAAAGGUAACCACUUUACGAAUGGGCACUAUAACUCUGGGCACCCUGAACGGCGCUCCAGGAGACUUGUGCUCAUUCCAGAGGAACUUUUCCAUCACGAUGUUCCCGAAAUCGGCGGACGUGGAACGGAAAUGGAAACUUAAGGCGGUCGGCUGCUGUACAAAACUGUGUUGCUGCUCAUUCUUCAAUGCAUUUUAUUUGGACGAGUUCGUCAUCCAGGCUUUCGACGAGGAAGGCGGUGUUACCGAGUUGGGCUGGAUAAGACGCGGUGAAGGGAAAAAUGACAGCCCGACGGUUCACUUUUCACCCGCUAUUCGAGACACUGUGGACGUCAAGGGGGUCAUUUUGGCCGCGUCGGUUACCGUGUACGAACUCUUCUUGGAGCCCCAUUUUGGAUACGGGAUUGGAACCGUGGGAAACUUUUAUGUCGUCGUGCUCGGCCUACUUUCCACUUUUGUGGGAGCCUUGUUCUGCCUCUACCAAUAUCAAGAGGGCGUGUGGACCAUUUAGAAUUAAUUAUCAACGUUGGGACUUGCGCUGCUUCGUGUUUCUCGUGAACUUAUAAACUUGAAAGUUGAUGAUGGUUGUUAAAAUAACAACGUGACGCAAUAUUUACAACCAAAGAAACGAGUUAUGCAAAAAAUCGAAAAACACAUCAACACUCUUAAAAAUAAUAUACCCUUUUUGAAAAACAAAUGCACUCUGAAUUCUAAAUUAAGUUAACUAUAUUAAAUCCAGAGUAAACUUGACCCUGGAUUUAGUAUACUUUACUUAACAUACAAUUUUGAGUGCAUUUAUUUAAUUCUCAAAAGGGUAACAUUAUUUUUAAGAGUGUACCCACGCAAGCUCUCUAUUACAUACUUUAUCACUCAACGUAGCGUAUCAGCAAUUGCUGUGUUAUCAGAAAAGACAAAUUUGCCCUUAUCCAUGUCGUAUUACCUGCAUAUUUACUUGAAACAUACUCAUCAUCUACAUAUUUACUAUGUAGCUAUUUAGAUAUUUAGCACACUGUAAAUAAUGUGGUGACAAAAUACGCACAAUUUUAAGAAUUUAUGUAAAUGAAUGUCCAACACCGAUGAAAAAAAUUUCAGGAAGAAAGGAUACAUAUUACCAUUUGGUAACAAGCUAUGUACUAUCAAUUCAGUGGAGCUGAAUAAAUACAGUAAUAAAUUUGUAACCACAAUAUUUACAGUGUAGAAAAUUACAUGUGCAUGAACUCAAAGUAAUAAACAUGAUAAUAAAUUUGAAAUUUAUGUAGGGAACAAAAAGUUUAAGGAGAUUUAGAAUU
This is a messenger RNA of Folsomia candida, 1875 nucleotides long. RefSeq lists its product as uncharacterized. NCBI's taxonomy places the organism in Eukaryota, Metazoa, Arthropoda, Collembola, Entomobryomorpha, Isotomidae. The record is from RefSeq and is a predicted model, not a curated record. The transcript is spliced from 3 exons. The coding region runs from base 147 to 1097 and encodes 316 amino acids.